AUGCCUUCGACUUUCCAAAAAUGCGCCAGUAACAAAAGCGACUUUAAUCAGUGUUUGUUGAAAGCUGUUGAAAAUGCUGUGCAUCAGCUGAAUCACCCAAUGAUGGCAGUGGGUUUGGUUAGUUUAGAACCUUUGGAAGUCUCUUCUAUUAACGUCUCGCCGGGAACAGGAGCAGCCCAGUUUACCCAAAUUUACAAAAAUGUGAAAAUUUACGGUUUUAGCAAAGCGAAAUUCUCAAAAUUUGACUUUGACUUUGAUAAGAAAACAAUUACUUUUGAGUGCAGUGUUUCAAACAUUCGAAUGGAGGCUGAAUACGAUUUUAAAGGGAGAAUUAUGGUUAUUCCCUUUAAUGGAAAAGGUUCCGCUGUUAUUACACUUGACGAUGUGAAUCUCGUCUUUACGUUUGAUUUGGAUGAGUAUGACAAGAAUGGAGAGAAAUAUUAUAAAAUUAAAAAGAGCACACUUGUUACGGUACCACAAUUAAUCCAUUUUCAGUUAGAUAAUUUGUUUGGUGAAGAUGAAGCGCUAGGGAAGCACCUCAAUGACGUUUUUAAUGAGAACUGGAAGGCACUUUGGGACGAUGUGGAAAGCAGUUACGAGGAGGUUUUUAAUCAAUUGAUUACAAAUGAUUUUGAUAGGUUUUUGGAGAAAGUGCCAGUUUCUGAAAUUUUUGAUUAA
Molecule: messenger RNA, 678 nt
Organism: Zophobas morio
Lineage: Eukaryota; Metazoa; Arthropoda; Insecta; Coleoptera; Tenebrionidae
Product: protein takeout-like
Exons: 4
Coding region: 1-678 (225 amino acids)
Source: RefSeq, a predicted model, not a curated record